This is a messenger RNA of Aspergillus tubingensis, 306 nucleotides long. Its product is annotated as 60S ribosomal eL29 domain-containing protein. Gene Ontology annotation, molecular function: structural constituent of ribosome. The record is from RefSeq and is a predicted model, not a curated record. The transcript is spliced from 2 exons. Bases 1 to 306 code for a protein of 101 amino acids. NCBI's taxonomy places the organism in Eukaryota, Fungi, Ascomycota, Eurotiomycetes, Eurotiales, Aspergillaceae. Gene Ontology annotation, biological process: cytoplasmic translation. Gene Ontology annotation, cellular component: cytosolic large ribosomal subunit; ribosome.
AUGAAGGAGGAAGAGGAUAGAAACUCUCGCCCUGAUGAUGGAGGAUAUCGACCAAUAUCCAACAUUCGACAUAUUCGUCCUCAGGGAAUCAAAACACAACAACUACAACGAAACCGCUUGAGAGAGAUCGAAACACUGACCAUCGCCUUCUUUUUCCAACUCAACAGUAUCAAGAAGCCCAAGACCCACCGUUACCCCUCCCUCAAGGGUGUCGACCCCAAGUUCCGCCGCAACCACAGACACGCCCUUCACGGAACCGCCAAGGCUCUGAAGGAGCGCAAGGAGGGCAAGCGCGAGAUCGCAUAA